Messenger RNA from Frieseomelitta varia, 1222 nucleotides. It is a transcript of the gene Gem2, whose product is annotated as gem-associated protein 2. The transcript is spliced from 6 exons. The coding region runs from base 404 to 1150 and encodes 248 amino acids. The record is from RefSeq and is a predicted model, not a curated record. Lineage: Eukaryota; Metazoa; Arthropoda; Insecta; Hymenoptera; Apidae. Gene Ontology annotation, cellular component: SMN complex; nucleus; spliceosomal complex. Gene Ontology annotation, biological process: spliceosomal snRNP assembly; spliceosomal complex assembly.
GGUCAAGAUUUAUUUCUCUUUGUUUUAAACUCGUUUGAAAGAUAGUAAAGUAGUGAAAAUUCAUUUAAUAGCGAUUUAACUCUGAUGCUGACCAUUUUUGUCAAUUGCGAUACGUAAAGAAACAAAUCACCAAAUCUAAAAGUUAGUUAGUUGGUGUACAGAUUUAUUUCUUCUAUGCUUCAAGCAUUGAAUGACUAACAAUAAGUCUAACCUGACUUUAAUUCGUACUUGGAGCAAUUGAGUAUUAUACGAAUGAAUAAAAAUUGUUAAUUAAAAUGCACACGUUAUAUACUUUGUAUUGUGACCAUAACCUAAUCUGAAAGGCACAACAUAAUAUAUUCAUAAUUUAAUAUUGGAUAAAUAAAAUUACUUUUAUCAAGUGAAAUUUGGAGAUAUUUAUUAAAUGAGAAACAAGAUGACUGAUUAUUUAAAGCAGCCAGUGUUUUUUGUUGGAGAAAUUGAGGAGGAUAUUAAUUUAUCCUUACCCCCCACAUCUGGAGAAGAAUAUAUCAAAAGAGUGAUGAUAGAGACACAGAACUGUGCUGAUAUUGUAGUAGCUGACAUUGAUAGGAAACAUUUUAAAAAGCCUACGAUCGAUAUUGAACCUUUAUCAGGUUGUGUGGAGGCACCACCAAAACUUGGCCCUACGCUUGAUUGGCAGUUAUAUCAAGUGUCAGACUUCUCCAAUAUCAGAUUAUACAUAAGCCAAUUAAAGAAUGAAAUUCAAACAUCAAAGCGCCAAUGGAGACCUCCAGAGAUUGAUAUGCCCAGUAUAGAUGAUGAGAAAGGUUGGAUCAAAUUCUGUUCUGGUAAUGAAACAGAAGGGACAAGAGUUCUUCCAACAUUGGAUGUUAUCUUUUCUUUAAAUCAGCCAAUGAUAGAACAAAUAUUGGAAUAUUUAGUGGAAUACAUAGAAAGAUUGGAAAAGAUUCAAUAUGAAUUGGGUCAAUGGUUAUACGCAUUACUGGUUGUUUUGGAAAUGCCACUAAUUCCAGAAACAUGUUCCUGUUUGCGUUCACUGGCUAGAACCUGUUCUGUCAUGCGUGCAAAAUCGACGAAAUUGGAAGUACAUGAAAUAGGGGCGCUGAAUUUAUUUAUAUGUUUAGUUGCGCGAUAUUUCCGCCAGCUGGACUUGGCCGAUGAUUUUUGAAAUUUAAUUAAUGUGCAAUUACUAUUAAUAUACUUUAUGUAAGUUUUAAUAAAAUCGACUUUUUAAUACAUC